Tetrahymena thermophila SB210 is the source of this 2748-nucleotide messenger RNA. Its product is annotated as GAF domain protein. The transcript is spliced from 6 exons. The record is from RefSeq and is a predicted model, not a curated record. NCBI's taxonomy places the organism in Eukaryota, Ciliophora, Oligohymenophorea, Hymenostomatida, Tetrahymenidae. Gene Ontology annotation, molecular function: protein binding.
AUGUCUUAUUUUGGGGAAAAUAGUAAAAAUGUGCAAGAUGAAAUAAAUGAAAAUGAUUCUGUACAAGUUGAAAAUAGAAAUAAUUCUGUAUCUAUUGAAAGCCAUUACACAUCUUAAAUGCAAUUUUAAAAGGCUAAAAAAUCUUCUGUAGACUUGCUAAACUUCACUUCCUCUGGCUAAUCAUUUAUAAAUAAUUCAACUUAUACUCCUUAGACAAGGCCCUUAGAUACAAAACCAUUAUAAAGCAACUUUUCAUCUUUUUAAGCAAACUUUGAGAGACCUUUUCAAACUUAGCUUGAAUAUUUCAUUUAUUAAUUACCAUCAAUUAGAAAAAAUUACAUGAAAACAGAUUCUAAUUUGUCUUUCAUACUAUUUGAACUUGAAAAAUUGCUAUUAAAUCUAUCUAAUGAACAGCAAAAUCUAGAGAAGUAGUUCCUUAAAAUGCAGAGUUAGCUUUAAAUUGCAACUUAGGCUCUACGUUAAAGAGAAGAUGUAAUACAACUGAUGAGAGAGGAGAACUUAAAAAUGAAAAAAAAAGUAUAAACUACACUGUUAGAAUUAGAAUCUACUAAAUUAAAACACUAACGUUUUACAAAGCAAAAUAACGAACAUUUUUACAAAAUUUCAUAGCAAAUUAAAGAGUCUGUUAAUCUCAAGCAAACCAAGCAGCAAAUAUAAAUUGAGCAUCUGAAGAAUGUAAUUAACAGGAAUAAGAAUUUCUAAUUAAAAUUCAAUAACUCUCAACUGAAUUUUGUUUAGAGUAACACUGAAAGUAAUAAAAAAAUAUUUUUCAAUACAGAUGAGCAAACUGAGUCAGAUAGUAAAAAAAAUGAAAAAAUUUCCACAUUUAAUUAGAAUAAUAUAUCAAAUACAAGUGAAACACUACAUACAAACAACGAUUAACUUUACGAGAGUCAAAAUAAAAAGAUAUUUUAAUCAUAAUUCGAUAUACCUGAAGAAUCUAAAUUGCAAGACAUUAAAAAAUUCUUUAUUUCUGCAGACUUGUCUAACCUUAGCUGUAAUAAAAAAGACGGUUCAUAUAAUUUUGCUUAAAAACUUUAAUUGCAGAAAGCGAAGCUACAUUCAAUGUUUCUUUUUUAAUCUCCUACAAAAAAAGGGAAAAAAGGCAGCUAAAAUCUAAUGACAGAGUAAAGCUUGUAAACAUUGACUAAAUAAAAGAGCACACAAAGUCUAGCAUCGCCUAAAGUUAUAUUUCCAAAUUAUCAGAUGAAAACGGCCCAAAAAGAAUUUAAUUAAAAUUUGACAAUAAACUACCACCAUACUAAGGCCAGCUCCCUAGUGUCUUAAUUCUUUGAAUUUAAAGAGGAAAAAGUAGAAUUAAAUAAAAGUUAAAGCUAAAAUUCAAAGCAAAGACAAAUUUCCAUUUAGCAGCCUGAAGCAACAAGUAAUUCGAUCAAAAAUGAGUUUUUGACUCAUAAUUCUGAUUUUCAUUUUUAUACUCUUCUCCUCGAUAUGAACAAAAGCGAAAAAAGUAUUUAGAAAAUCCAUAACGAAAAUAUCACCUUAAGAUUCCUUCAAAAAAUUGCAGUUACUGAAACAGAAUUCAGAAAUUUCAUGAUGAAUUUGACUCCUCAAAAAUAUUCUAAUUUUUUUUAAUCUUUGCAACAUAUUUUAAAAAUUGAGAUGGCUUCCUUAGAAAUGAUUUUAAAGUUAAAACGAAUAAUUCUUUCAGUUUAGAAAAUGCACUCUUCAAUUCUAAUAUCAGAUGCAUUUAAUACAAUUAUCUAUGAGACUUGCCAAGUCGUAAAUUGUGAUAGAGCAUCAGUUUUUUUAAUUGACCCCAAGAGAAACGAGCUAUGGACAAAGGUAGCAAGACAUUCCAAGCCUAUUCGUGUUUAAAUAGGAUAAGGUCUUGUUGGUUAAGUAGCUUAAACUGGUGAGAUUCUGAAUGUAUUAGAUGCUCAUUAGGAUUAUAGAUUUAACAGUGAUGCUGAUAAAAAGAAUAAUUAUAGAACUAAAUCUGUUUUAUGCUUGCCCAUAAAAGAUCAAAAUCAAAGUCACAUUAUUGGAGUUUUACAAGCAAUAAAUAAGAAAGAUGGAGAUUUUUUCACAAAAGAAGAUGAAUCACUUCUAAUAAUUAUAUCUUAAUUAGCUACUGCAGUCCUAAGAAAUUCUUUGUAUCAUGAUGAAAGAGAGGCUUAUCGAAAUAAUUUAAAGUCAUUAGUAAAUACAGGUAUCGAUCUAUCAAAAGAAAAAAGCAUAAAAACUUUGAUUGUUCGCUCAACAGCAAUUUUAAUUGAUAAAUUUGAUGUCCAAUAAGCUAGAAUAUGGAUUUAUGAUUUGCAGCAAAAUUAAUUGAUAAGAUACUUCGUUGAUGAUGAUCAGGUUUUAAGCAUUCUAUAAGGCUAAGCUAUAAAUGAAGAAGUUAUAAAAGAAGAAAAAUGCUAAUUAGACCAAGGUAUUAUUGGUCACAUAUUUCAAACUUGUAAAACAGAAAACUUUCUAAAUGCAUAUUAGCAUCCACUUUUCAACAAUUCUAUAGAUUUAAAUACUUCACUUCCUGUUAUUACGACUAUAAUAAAAGCACAGUUAGAUCCUAUUGAUUAAAGUGUUUAAAAAAAGAUUGGAGUACUGCAGUGUAUUAAUCCAAAAGGACUUGAGACUUUAGUCUUUAGUCAAAACUCAUAAGGAGGAAAAGAUAUUCCUAAUGCUUUCUAUGAUAUACUUGAAUAUUUUUGCCAAUUAGUUGGAGAUAAUUUAAAAAACUUUAUUAGUGUUGAAAUUUGA